GAUCCUAGGUUCAAUCCCUGGUCAGAAAUAAAAAGAGAAAGAAAAAAAGAAUCCAAAGGAUCCUAAGAGUCCUUCUGAUGCUCAGGAGGGCUGGAAAGGCCAAAUCUAACCGUUGAGUGACAUUGGGGAGCAAGUCGCUUCUCCAGAGGGCAUGUUUGGGUUUUCGACUCUGUGCCGUCGUGGGUGUGGAGUGGCCCACACAGUGGAACAGGUGCACCUGUGCAUGUGUGAAAUGGUGUUGGGCCAGGUGCACGCAAGUGAAGUCCCCUGUGUUUCUGUGUGCGGUGCCAUGCGUUUGGCUGAGUUCUUAACUAAGUUUGGUGGCUUUGAAGGAGUCCCUCAGACUUUCCGUAGCCUGAAUUUCCUCCCUUUUUCAGUUAGUAAGUUUUAGUGGUUGAGUCCUAAGUUCUCUUCCAGCCCUGCCGUGCUCAGUCCCCAACAUGAGCCUGGGGACUUCUACUAGUUUUACUGUCUAAUUUGGUUUCUAUGUCUCUUUCCUGUGGGCCACUCCACACAUCAGCUUCUAUGACUGAGUUGUCACUGAGGAGCUGGAAUUUGGCUUUUUUGAAAUAGUGUGUUACUCACUGGAAAUGCAGGAAGCUUGAGCAUGCAACUCACUCUUAAAAAAAAAAAAAAACAGCAAGAAACCACAGGCCCUAUCUGCCUGUCGUCAUCAAGCAGACUAGAAUAGUGCAGAAAACCCUAGGCAGAGAGGAAAUGAACUUGAGAGAAGGAGGAACGCAGGCAGAGAAGAGAGAAGAGAGGAGGGCGGGAGCCACCGCAGAAGAGAGCUGGAGGCUGGACGGCGAUGGUCAGGAUGGAGGAGGUGGCCGUGAAGCAGGGCCUUCUGCAUCUCCAGCAGCAGCAGACUUUUGGCAAGAAGUGGCGCCGGUUCUCAGCUGUGCUGUAUGGGGAGUCCGGCUGCGCCCUGGCCCGGCUGGAACUCCAUGAAGGCCCGGAGAAGUUGCGCCGAGGAGAGCCUGCCCGGAAGGUCAUCCGCCUCAGUGACUGCCUGCGGGUGGCUGAAGCGGGUGGGGAGGCCAGCAUCCCCCGGGACACCAGUGCCUUUGUCAUGGAGACCAAGGAGCGCCUGUACCUGCUGGCAGCACCCAGUGCAGAGCGGGAUGACUGGAUGCAGGCCAUCUGCCUCCUGGCCUUCCCUGGGCAGCGGAAGGAGUCCUUGGGGCCAGGGGAGAAGGGUGGCUGGCCCCACAUGGAGGAGAACGAACUGUAUGGCAGCUCUGCCACAGGGGUCUCCUGCAAGGAAUUUGCUGUGACUGUGAGACCCACAGAAGCCAGUGAGCGGUGCCAGCUCCGGGGAGCCUAUACGCUUAGGGCUGGGGUGAGCACCCUGGAGCUGUGGGGUGGCCCCGAGCCAGGCACCCAGUUGUAUGAGUGGCCUUACAGGUUUCUGCGGCGCUUUGGGCGGGACAAGGUGACCUUCUCCUUUGAGGCCGGCCGGCGCUGUGUGUCUGGAGAGGGAAACUUUGAGUUCGAGACCCGCCAAGGCAAUGAGAUCUUCCUGGCUCUGGAAGAGGCCAUCGCUGCCCAGAAGAAUACUGCCCCGCCUGGGCCCCCACUUGUGCCAGGCACAGCACCUGUAGGGGCCACCAUGUUUUCCCGGCCCGAGAGCCCCUACUCCCAGCCCCACGACUCACUCCCACCGCAGCUGUCGCCCAGUGCUCGGGCACAGCCUGGCAUACGGCCCCCUGAGGGCGAGUACGCCGUGCCCUUUGAUGCGGUGGCCCGCUGUCUGAGCGAAAGGCUACCAGGCAUCCUGGCAGGCCCUACCCCGCUCCCUGCAGACCCUUUGUAUGACAGCAUUGAGGAGCCCAGACCCCCCGCGCCCGACCACAUAUACGAUGAGCCUGAGGGUGUGGCCACCCUGUCCCUGUAUGACACCCCACAGGAGUCGCUGGGGCAGGCAUGGAGGAGGAAGGCUACAGCAGAUGGGGGCCCUGGUGUGCCCCAGAAGGACUUCUCUGUAUCUUGCUGGCCACAGGGGACUGAGUACGACAAUGUUGUACUUAAGAAAGCCCCCAAGUGAAGGGGCGUCAGGGAGAUAGGACCAUGUUGCCAUGUACCAUAUGGAGGGGCCAGAGGCCAGGAGGAGGUGGUGUGGGGCGUUCUGCUGGGGAGUCUUCUGGCUACUGCCAGGGACCCCUCCCUUUGCCUCUUCCGGAGCCCCAGAGCCUGAUGGACUGUCCCUCCCAGAGUCCUCUGGGUGAGUCACCAGCCCAGAGCAGGAAGCGUGCCUGAAGAGACCCACCCUCCUCCUACUUCUUUUCCACUUCCUCCUCUCUUUCCUGGCCCUAAAGGGAGCCUGGUCAUUUAGGGCAGAAGACAAAUCGUGUCCACAGGUCACCCUGGUUGAUGUCCCCUUCUGGGAACAGCCCUGGUCUCAGGCCCUAGGAGGGUGGCUGCAGCUUUCUGCAGGUUUCAGAUUUCUGUGU
This is a messenger RNA of Fukomys damarensis (Damara mole-rat), 2453 nucleotides long. RefSeq names its product docking protein 2 (gene Dok2). Gene Ontology annotation, cellular component: cytoplasm. Bases 809 to 2047 code for a protein of 412 amino acids. Lineage: Eukaryota; Metazoa; Chordata; Mammalia; Rodentia; Bathyergidae. The record is from RefSeq and is a predicted model, not a curated record. Gene Ontology annotation, biological process: cell surface receptor protein tyrosine kinase signaling pathway; positive regulation of MAPK cascade. The transcript is spliced from 5 exons.